Molecule: messenger RNA, 4338 nt
Organism: Adineta steineri
Lineage: Eukaryota; Metazoa; Rotifera; Eurotatoria; Adinetida; Adinetidae
Source: the annotation of a GenBank genome assembly
AUGCUUGAAUUUACACUUAAGUUUUUGAGUGGUGACAGUCGCAAGUAUGAAGUCGAUGAAUCGACAACUGUACGACAAUUUAAAGAACGAUUACGUGAUGAAUUAGAAAUUCCAACUGAACGACAACGUUUAAUUUUUCAAGGCAAAGUUCUACAAGAUGAUACAAAACUUAUCGAUAGCAAUAUUCAAAAUAAAACAAUUCAUUUUGUUGAACGUGCUGAACCAAUUCCACCAGCAGGACCUAAUAAUAGCUCUGGUGGUGCAUCAAAUAUGUCAGGUAAUGGUUCAAAUGAUGGUGGAAUGAAUCAAGCCAUGAUGGAUGAAGUUAAUGAAACAACAAGUAUUUUUAUAAAUGCUUUUCCAGGUGCUGCAAAUUUACAACCAAAUGAUAUACAAAGUUUAGUACAAAAUUUACUGAAUGAUCUUGGUGAUGUUGGACGGCAAGCACAAGUAAAUACAACAAUGGCUUCAGAUGGACAUGGUGUAGAUAUUAAUAUUGAUUUUGGUAAUGUAAAUCAAGUUUUAGAACAACAAGAAAUUAACGAACGUUUUCGUUCUAUUGGACGUAUGAUAACACGUCUUAAACUUCGCAUUGAUCGUAUUGAACAAAUUGUGCAGUCAAAUUUUCGUCUCUCACCUACUCCACCUCCGUCAACUUCAGAAAGAACAACAAGUCCAACUCGUGUAACUGCAACGACGACAACAACAGCAACAGCAUCAGCAGAAACAGCUCCUCAACCACCACCACCUACCUCAACCUCACCAUCAUCAACAACAUUUCUUGGCAUGGAAGAUAUAACAUCAACUGAAAUGGAUGCCGAAUCACAAGGUGCAAUUAAUUCAGCCGAAACACUUCAUACACCUCCAAGUACAACAAGUACAACUCCUGUAGAAAAUGCUACAACACCAACCACAACUAAUAAUCCAGUUAUAUCUACCCCACGAACAGCUCGUGAUUUAGCUGCAUUAAUGGAUAAUAUUGAAGUUGAACAACAUCGUUUACAAGCACAUUAUCAAACUUAUUUACGCACUAUAACACAGAGCGAUGCUUCUGAACAAGAAAUGGCUGGUCGUCAACGUUUCUAUUCAUUAUUUAAUGAAGCAACACAUCUAAUUGCUCAUAUCUAUCAUAAUAUAACAGAUUUUACUCUUGAUCUUAAUGAUCCAGCUGACACACGUUUAUUACAUUUGGGAGAAUUACCUAUUUCACAAGCUGGUCUUGCUUCAAUUGCACAAAAUAGUGCAGGUAGUUUAAUACCUGGUCAAGAGGCAGGAGCAAGAAUAAUCCCACGCACCUCACGAUCUAUUGGUCGACGACCGACAGCAGUAGCUACAGCUCGUAUUAUGGGUCCAAUACAAAUAUCAGCUGGAGCCAAUCCAGCUAUGAUGUCUGGAGAAUUUCGAAUGCCAUUUCAAAAUCCAAUGGGUCCUAUGCCUCGCAUGGUAUUUAAUACUACUCCACGACCAACAAUGCCUUUUCGUCCACCAACACCUACACUAGCUAAUAAUGGUGGUAUGCAACAAUCAAUGCGUUUCAAUUUAGGAACAUUACCAUAUACAUUCAUGCAAAUGGGUCCUGAUGGAAUAACUCUAAAUCAAGUUUCAGCAUCAGUUGUUGCAGAUGUACAAACAGCUAAUUCAUCAUCACCACAGCAAUCACCAACAAAUAAUAUGACAAAUCGAUCGAUGCCACCUAAUAUGUCUCAAGGUGGUGCUGGAACACAUGUUAUUUCAAGUGGUCCUAUUCAAAUAAAUGGUGGUCAAUUAGAUAAUAAUCUUGCUGCUGAAAUUGCUCAACGUGUAACAAAUAGUGUACAACAACAUUUUGCCCAAAUGGUUGGUCAACAAACAGCAAGCAAUACAAAUAGUAAUACUCAAUCACCGAAUAAUAACAAUAAUAAUCAAACUAUAGCCGAUACAAUAUUACGUUCAACAUUCGCUCUUCAACCAGAUUCAGCUUCAUCAGGACGUGAACGUAAUGAAGCAAUACGAUCACGUUCUGCUGAUUCACGACCAAGACCAAACACUAGUUCAACAUCAGGAACAACACCAAGUAUUGACGAUGAUGAUGCUGAUUGGGUCGAUAUGCCAUCAAUGGAUCUCCCUGUACCACCACAACAACUUCCCAAUCCAUCUCUAGCUGGAAUUCCUCGUCUUCGAGGACCAGCUAUAAUACAAUCAAUCGAUCGAAGUUUACCGUGUGCGUCACCUUAUUUUACUCAAACACUUCGUCCACCUUUUGAUAAUCCAAAUAAUGCCGCAAAUUUAACACCAAGUGAAGCAGCUGCAUUAAGUAAUGCAUCGAAUCGUGCUGUUAUAUUUGCAACAGCACCACAACAUCCACGUGGUCGUCAUCGUCAUCCAGCUGGACCAUGGGCACAACAAAAUCAACAACAACAACAAGCACAACAACAGAUGCAAAACUUUAUGUUAUCAUCACCUGGUGCACCAACUGGUGCUACUGUUAUUACACCUGCUGGUCAUGCUUAUAAUAUGACGGCACAUUCAUUUGAAAUUCCAAUGGUUAUAUCAACUACAACAACAACUGAAAUGCCACAACAACAAACUUCUAGUGAUAAUUCCCAACAACAACAGCAACAGCAACAGCAACAACAGCAGCCAUCGACAAACGAAGGCGAACAAGUUCAAAUGAAUGCAGUUAUUAGUCAAGUACUUUCACAGAUUAUACCUGGUGUUUUACGAAGUGGUAAUGGACGAGUUCGAUUAAAUAUUGGUCAAAACAAUCCGAACAAUCCUAACAAUCAAACUUCUCAAUCUACAACAUCUCAAUCAACUGGAACAAAUACUACUCAACAAGCAACAGCAACACCAAUGGGUACUAAUAUUCCAGGAGUUAUGGCUGGUGGUUUAGAUUUUUCAAAUUUUGCUCGAUCAAUUGGUAAUAUGGUACAAGGUAUAACUGGACGACUUAUUCCAGGAGCAACAUUAGUUAAUGCUAAUCCAUUCACAACAACUUCAACAGUAACAUCAACAACAACAUCGUCAUCAACAACAUCAAAUACAUCAACUUCAACACAGAAUACAGCACCAGGAAAUAAUGCUGAAGUAGAUAAUGUUACUGGACAAAUGUUUACAGAACUUUUACGUUUGUUGGGAGGUGGUUUGGAUAAUCCUGAAUUAGAUAAUCUUACUAUUGGUUCAUUUAUGCAACGCUUCGGUGAAGAUGUUGAGUCUCGAUCCACUGAUGGUACUAAUCUUAUUAGUGAAUUAUUUUCUACCAUGACAACACGUAUGCGUUUUACCGAUGUUUGGAAUCUUGUUUUGGGUAAUCCAGUUGGACCACGUAUUAAUGAAGCACGUCAAUCAGCAACUGAAUAUCUACAAAAUACUGUUCUUCAAGGACGACCUAUAACACCAGAAACACUUGAAGAAUUAGUUAAUAAACUUUAUGAAUCACUCUUAGAAGAAGCUUCAGUUAAUUUUAAUGAACUUCGAGUUAAACCUAAUAUUAAUUUAGCAAAUGUUAUGAAACGUUUCUUUCAACAUCAUGUUCGUAAAUUAUUACAUAUUUUAUUUGAUGAUCCUGGUAAUGUUUGGUUUGAACAUUUUCGACAACAAUUAAUUACAAUGCGUAAUGAAUAUUUAGCAUUAUCAUCACAUUGUCUUGAAGAUGGACAAGCAGCUGCGAUUAAUUUUAUUCUUAAUCGACAUCGUGUUAUUUUUCGUUCAACAAAUCCAAUGAUUGUAACAUGGUCAGAAACUUAUCUUCAUACAUCUUUAACAAAUGCAUUCAAUGCAAUUCGUUCAUCACCACCAAAUAUAUCAAGUUAUUUAAUAGAACCAACACCACCAAUUGUUGAACGUCCUCCAGUACGAAGUGCUGCUACACCAUCAUCUACAACACAAAUGAGUAGUAUAAUAAAUAAAACUGAUCAUGAACGUCAAGCAGCAACAACAUCAAAUGCAUCAUUGCAAGGAAAUUUACCUGAUGAUUGGAUUCCUAUUGUUAUUCGUGAUGUGAAUACUCAACAUAAUUCACCAUCACAAGCACCAUUUAGUGAUGUUUAUAAAGAAGGUAUGCCAGCUAAACGACGUCGCGUUCAUAUGCGUGAAGAUUUAACUUCAACACAUUUAUUACAAACAUUGGUUUUACGUGCAUCAUCAUCAUCAAGUUCAACAAAUAAUCAAACAUCAAAUGCAACAACAAAUACACCAGAAAGUGUUUUAACUGGUGAACCAGCUUCACCAGCACUUGUUAAUACAUUUGAACAAGAACUUAAACGUUUACUAGAACAACGUAUAAGACAAGAUCGAGAUUACCCUGAAGUACAAAAUCGUAUGCCAAAUACAAAACGUUAUUUAGAUGGAGACAAAUAA